Molecule: messenger RNA, 573 nt
Organism: Clonostachys rhizophaga
Lineage: Eukaryota; Fungi; Ascomycota; Sordariomycetes; Hypocreales; Bionectriaceae
Source: the annotation of a GenBank genome assembly
AUGCAGUUCUCUACUCUCUUCGUCAAGGCAGCCCUCCUCUUCUCCCUCCAGACCGUUCUGGCAAACCCCGUCCCCGAAGUCAGCAAUGACAUCACCUUUCGGGACGGCCCUGAAAAUGAUGUCUUCGCUUCUGAAACCGUUCUGGAGAACCUCGCUCUCACCAACGACCAGCAAAAAGCCCUCUCACUGCAUAAUAAAUUUCGAGCUGAAAAGUCCAUUCCAGCUCUCAAAUGGGAUGCGGGGCUCCAUGCUAGUGCUUUGAAAUACGCAAAGAAGCUCGCUGCAAAAAACGGCGGCCUCCAACAUUCUCAGUCGGGAGAAAACUUGUCCAAGGCUCCGAAAUCGAACACUCCUCUUGCUACCGGUACGAGUUAUUGGACCAACGAGAAGAAGAAUUAUCAUGGCGAGAAGAUUCCCCAGGGCAACUUUGCAUCAUAUGGUCACUACACUCAGGUCAUGUGGAAGAACACCAAGAAGGUUGGCAUCGCUUCCGCUAGAGGUGCCAAUGGCUACGACUACAUCGUUGCUCACUACUCGCCUGCUGGAAACGUGGUUGGCCAAAAGCCUUGGUAA